Messenger RNA from Ictalurus furcatus (blue catfish), 2481 nucleotides. RefSeq names its product glycerate kinase (gene glyctk). Gene Ontology annotation, biological process: protein phosphorylation. Bases 771 to 2327 code for a protein of 518 amino acids. Gene Ontology annotation, cellular component: cytoplasm. The record is from RefSeq and is a predicted model, not a curated record. The transcript is spliced from 5 exons. Lineage: Eukaryota; Metazoa; Chordata; Actinopteri; Siluriformes; Ictaluridae. Gene Ontology annotation, molecular function: glycerate kinase activity.
UUGAGCCAGUCAUGGUGGAUUUGCGAGUGUGCUUAUGAUCAUUAUCCACUUUCCGUUCAGCUUCAACUUUCGGACAGAUGGCCUCACAUAAUCUUCAAGCACUGAUGCAGAAUUCAUAGUUCAAUCAAUGAAUGCAAACUGUCCAGUCCCUGAGGCAGCAAAGCAACCCCAAACCAUAACAUUUCCACCACAUUACUGGUCUUUGCCUAUAUGCCCAUUGGCAAACUGCAGUCUUGCAAAAGCUUUUUCCUGCCACACCUCCCAUGCCAGUCAAAUUUGAGGAAUCUCUUUCUGAUUCCAACAGUUGCAAGACUUACUACCAGAUCCUGUGAUGAAAUUUUGGGGUUUUGGGAGACUACUUUCUGCAUCAGAUGGUCUGCUCUUGUGCCGAAUUUGCCAGGAUGUCCAGUCCUAGACAAAUUGGCAGUCGUUUGAAAUCUGUGCCAUUUCUAGAUUAUUUUCCUUACAGAGGAAUGAUGUAAUUCAAAUAAUUUGGAGAUCUUUUUAAAUCCUUUGCCAGACUCAAAGGCAUCCACAACCUUUUUUUUUUUUUUUUUGAAGGCCUUACAGAACUCUAGAUUUUGGCAUGAAGACACCACACACCUCAAUAGCAAAGGGAACACCAGACACUAGAUGGAGAGGUUUAAAUGACACCUGCACUCCCUAAGAAGAUUAUAAUCACUGGCACCCAAACUUGAACACCUGAUUAAAAUUUUAUGGAUUUGAAGGAGGAGCCUUUUUCCAGCCAGAGUGGAUGAACUGAUUGGUCCAUGGCCCAAGUCCUAACACACUCUCGCUCUGUUCUUCCCUGGAGCCCUCUAUGGGUCAGAAGCAUGUGUUCACUAGAAGAGCAAGCUCGUGCAAUCUUUGCUGCCGCUGUGGAGGGAGUGCAGCCAGACAGCGUGGUGCGCAGAGCUCUACAGCGACGGGGGGAUGAGCUGGUGGUGGCUGAGCACAGUUUCAAGCUCUGUCAUAACCUGCAUCUGGUGGGUUUUGGGAAGGCUGUGCUGGGGAUGGCUGCAGAGGCAGAGAGGAUUGUGGGAGAUCACCUGGUUCAAGGGAUAGUUAGUGUGCCUCGUGGAAUUCAGGAAACACUGCAACGUCACAGGAAGCUAAACAUGUUGCUAGAGGCCAGCAGUAAAAUCAAAGUGAUGGAAGGAGCUAAACACAACCUGCCAGACACAGAUGCCCAAAGAUCAGCAGAGAGCAUCUGGAAACUUGCCAGCAAUCUUACUGAACGAGAUCUGCUGCUUGUCCUCAUAUCAGGUGGUGGCUCUGCUUUACUACCCGCUCCAGUGCCACCAAUAACCCUGCAGGAAAAACAGGAAGUGACACGUCGCUUAGCGGCUGCAGGGGCCUCAAUUCAGGAGUUAAACACAGUGAGGAGAGCCUUGUCACUGUUGAAAGGUGGAGGCCUGGCCUGUAGCGCAGACCCUGCUCAGGUGGUGGGUCUGAUUCUGUCUGACAUCAUUGGAGAUCCAGUUGAUCUCAUAGCCAGUGGGCCAACAGUAUGUAGUGAGACGUCACUGGAGGAAGUUUGGGCCAUCCUGAACCGCUACAACCUCUCUGCCACUCUCCCGUUAUCUGUGAAAGAGGUUCUGAAUCAAACUGGUUCCCAGAAGAGAAGCCGCCUGAAGGAUCAACCACAGCAAGUCAACAUUUUCAACGCUGUGAUUGGCUCCAAUGCUAUUGCUCUGGAAUGCGCCAGCCGUAAAGCACAAGAGUUAGGCCUUCGACCAGUAAUUCUAUCUCCAGGGGUGAGUGGUAAUGUCCAAGCUGUGGCCCAACUGUAUGGUUUGCUGUCUCGUUUCGCCUGUUCUCCAGGGAAGGAGUCUCCAGAGCUCAGAGCUCAGAUUCUCAAACUGGGAGCAGAGGUUGGGGUUGGGAGCUGGGAACUAUGUAGCACAAUUAAACAUUUGGAAGCUGGCAGGCAGGAAAACAGGCAUGCCACAUGCCUGCUGGCUGGAGGUGAACCCACUGUCCAGCUACUGGGGAAAGGCAGAGGUGGAAGAAACCAAGAGCUAGCCCUGAGGGUGGGCCUAGAGCUCAGCAGGGCACCGGAGAGAAGCAUGACCGUGUUCCUCAGUGGUGGAACCGAUGGUCAGGAUGGCCCUACUGAAGCAGCUGGAGCAGUUAGUGAUGGGAACAUAGAAGCAGAGGCCAAAAGUCAGGGACUAUGCAUUGAUGGAUUUCUUCGCAACAAUGAUUCAUUCACAUUUUUCUCAUCCCUUUCAAAGGGGCAGAAGUUGCUUCUGCCAGGGCUCACAGGUACCAAUGUAAUGGAUGUUCAUAUGAUGAUUCUGCCUCCACCAACACAAACAGAGUAGCUGAUCGAAAGACCUUUUACUUGGUAUGAGAUUUGUAAGGAAAACAAUACGUUUAAGCAUAGUAAGAUCUGUCUAGUAAGAUUGAGAGCAUCCAACGGGAUGUUCCUAGUGCUACAUACGAUUUUUGUACAAGUUUUGUAAGACAAAUUGUGUG